Molecule: messenger RNA, 5895 nt
Organism: Sphaerodactylus townsendi
Lineage: Eukaryota; Metazoa; Chordata; Lepidosauria; Squamata; Sphaerodactylidae
Gene: FBRS
Product: fibrosin
Source: RefSeq, a predicted model, not a curated record
CAGAGGGGAAGGGGAUCUGGCAGCGACAGCUAGAGGGAGAGUCCGAGGGCCGCAGCGGAGACGGAGCGGGGAGGGGGCGGACAGACGACGAGGCCCGAAGCCCCCCCCUGCCCUCGGGGGAAGGGGUCGCGGCGCCCGCCUGGCCGCUCGCUCGGCCGCUUCCCUCAGGCCGGACCACCUCAGCCGCCCCUCCCCCACCCUCACUCACCUCACGGCCUCGGCCAAUCAGCUGAGGGGGGGCCGCGAGGUAGCGGAGGGUGCCAGCCCCGCGGCCAAUCAGCGUUGGGGGCGCGCGGGACCCCUCGCCGCGAGCCUCAGCGACUGGGGCGGGUGGGGGGGGGGCACGCGCGUCGCCAGCGCCCACAACGGCCGGCGCUCUUAAAGGUACAGCUUCGAGUUGGGGGGGCGCCCACGAGAAGAGGGGCCGUUUCAGCCGGAGGACAACAACACCCCCCCUCCCCCCCGCGACACUCUCUUGCUCCUGUCAAUGGAUUUAAAGGGAGCUCGGCCCUCUUAAAGGGGAGUUUUCCUCGGCCCUCAUUGUGGCUGGGAGGGAGGGGUGGCUCUUAAAGGUGAAAUUUCGGAUUUGCCUGGACUUGGAACGCCGGAGCCUUAAAGGGGAGUUGGACCUGGCGAGGAAAAGACGCGGAAGGGCUUUUAAUUCCCGGUGGCCAGGAAAGGAGGCGAGGCCUGACCAGGAAACCGGGGAAGAACUUUAAAUCUGGGUGCUUUAAAGGGGAGGCUGCGCCUGGCAGGAGAUGUGUGGUGGACAUUAAAUCGUGAUUUCCCCCGAGGGCGGGGGUAGGAUUGAGAGGAAACGAGAGAUUCGGGAAUCCGGAGCCUUGAAGACCCUCGUCUCGACCUGUGGAGGUUGAAUGUUUGCGCAGAGGCCGUGACCCAGGUGAGAAGGCCGGGCAGGGAUUUUGGAGGAAGAGAAGCCGCUGUAGAGCUGCUGAUGGAAACCUUCCUAAUCAAAGGAGAGGAAGUGGCUGCCCUCUGAGCGGAAACCCAUUUGCCAUUGUUGGCAGAAGUUGCAUUUGCAGUCUUGAAGGGGGAGGCUGAGUUCUUACUGCUCUUGGGUACUGGCAAGGCCUGAUUCGUCAAAAAGCAACACUGGGGGGACAGUCCCUUGUUUCAUGAAUAUCUAGGCACUUAAAGCGAGCAUCUCCUUUGUGUUAACGAGAAGACACCUGCCGAAUUCUGGAGUUUGUUUACUGGACUUGUAGAAACGGGCUCUCAAAGACACCUAACCCUCUGCACCGUGUUGUGGAGGGAUGUGAAAGCCCUUUAUCAAAGGUGAAGGGGUGCUGGCGAUUGGAAGCUUAUAUCCUGGGCAGGAAAGUGUUGUUCUAUAAUAAAGGAGAUUGGCAAAGCCUUUUAUAUCAGAACAAUCAAAUUGGUUCCUAGUUUUUGUUAUGUCAAAACUAUUUAAUUCUUUUAUGUACGGGUCUUCUCUUUAAGGGGAGGACGGGAAAAAAAGGAAGCUGCCAUUCCUGUCGCAAGGAAUUAAAAGGAGUCGCAGUGACUUGUGAAGCAAAGAUCCUUCUGUUUUGAGUAGGCUUUGUAAAUGUAAACUUAAGAAAGGUUCAGAAGAGGAGCGAACAGAAGCCGGGGGAAUUUCUGCUGAAGGAUUUAAAGUUCUUUCUUGAAAAGUGUAAUCUUAUAUUUGUACCUGGUGCUCUGUUGAGUGGCAUCCAUAGAAGAAAAAGGUCCUAUUGAGAGCAGUUGCAAUGCAACUGGCUGGCGAGGGGUGAAGAGUGCCCCCCCCCCCCCCGGCCGCAUCUGCUGCACCCGUAAGACACGACACAUUCUCUGUACUUCAAGAGGGGCAUCAUGGAAGGAACAGCGGCAGCCCCUGCCCCAUGCUGGAGCGGGGGAGGAGGCAGCAGCGGCAGAGCCCGUAGGCAACGGCGCUGCUCACGGCGGGACCGUGAGAGUCGCUGCACUCGCCACCGAGGGAGCCGUCCGGGGGAUGUUUCUCAUCGGGGACUUUCAUCAUCGUCGUCUUCAGGAUCAGACAGUGAAGGGCCCUCUCCUCCUGCCCCUGUGGCCCCUGGCAAAGCCCAUCCCCUGCAGCAGCAACGCCGCCGGCGGCGACCCCUGCGGCGGCGGAAGAGAGCCUCUGGAUCUUCUUGCAGUCGAGAGGAGGAGGAAGAGGAAGAGGAAGAAGAGGAUCUUAUUGAUGGCUUUGCCAUUGCCAGCUUUGUCAGCCUGGAGGCACUUGAGAAAGAGGCAACCAUGAAGACCCCAGAGCGGCUGGAGCUUCGGAUGAAGCAGUCUGGAAAAAGAAAACGGGACGAGGGGAACAACUCUGAGCCAGAAGACGACGAUGGGAAUUCAGAAAAGAGUCGCAGCCGGCGCUGUGGAGGGGAGAGAGCACUGAGAAAAUAUAGCAAGAGGCGGCGCAAAGAGCCUUCUUUCCAAUCCUUCCUGGAAACUGGAUAUAUAUGUGAUACAGAAAGUGACCCAGAGGAGCAGGCCUCCAUCGAUGACCUCGAACAGUCAUUCACUGUCUCAACCAGCAAAGCCUCGGGACCCAUUGGUGCAUUAAACGGGAGCUGUGAAGCCAAACUCUCUGUGAUCCCUAAAGUCUCUGGCCUGGAGCGAAGCCAGGAGCGUAAUUAUGAGGCCGACCGGGACCCCUUGAUAGUGCCUUUCCUGCCCAAGGAGCCCCCUUCUCAGGCAGCUGUGGCCCCUGUUCCAGCUCAAGCCUUGCCCCCCAGUCCUCCUGUCCCACCUUCCACAAGAACUCGGGCUCAGACGCCUAAUACUGUUCAUGGGACUCCCCAGUCCAAAGGCCAGCCACCUGCAAUGCCUCAUGGGGGACCAGUCCCCCACAACCUCAUGCCAACCCAGCUGCACAUGAAGGUACCACCCUUUGCCAGCCAGACGCAGGCUCCGUACACCGUAGGGUUGGACCUCAGCACCGGAGGGUGCAGCCGUGGGGCAGCUCACCCCAAGCCCAUCCUCCCUCCGUGCUCCCCCUCUUCCUCUCAGCUCCCUCACCGACCCUCCACCCCCUCACUGGCCCUGCCCCCCCACGCCUUUCCACCCUCCCUUCGCCCCCCUUCCCAUCACCACCCGGGUAUGUUCACCCCCUCGCCUGGCCUCCCUCCCCCACCCCCACUGCUUCAAGUUGCUGGGCACCCAUCUGCAGCUGCUGCCAUAUCUGAACAAGAACUAAUCCGGCAGGACUUGAGCUCGCGAUUCUUGGCGGGGCAAGGUGGGCCUGAAAUGGCAGCCGCCACCAUCCGCCCGCUGGCCUUCCAGUUCCACCAACACAAUCACCAGCACCAACACACCCACCAACACACCCACCAGCACUUCACCCCUUUCCCCCCGGGCAUGGUGCCUGCACCCAGUCCAGCUAUGUUUGAGAAGUACCCGGGCAAGAUGGACGGGCUUCUGAGGCAUAAUUUUUAUGCCGCAUUCCCCCCAACCGUGUCGGGGAUCCCCCCGGUCCUGCCUCCCGCUGUGACUUUUGGCUCCUUGCAGGGGGCGUUCCAACCUAAGAGCACUAAUCCCGACCUGUCAUCCCGUCUGGGUGCUGUUCCUCCCGGCUUGUCUCAGAAAGGGAGCCAGCUCACAGAUCCGUACAGGCCUGCUCUGAGAAAGCCUGGGAAGUGGUGCGCAAUGCAUGUCCGCGUGGCAUAUAUGAUCCUGCGGCACCAGGAGAAGAUGAAGGUAGGGUGGGCAUGUGCUGCCUCCUCACUCCGCCUGCGUGCCAUGAUGGGGAGUGAUGCCGCUCCUGCUGGCGGCCUCCAGAGGGUCGCUGCAAGCAAUGGGAGAGGCCUCUCCUCUUCUGCUCUUCUGAUGUCCAUGCCGGCCCCUGGACGCAAGUCAGGGUUUGGUGACGUCCCCAAACUGGAUUUCCGGAAUGACCUCUUAACCUGCUUGCCUGGCACAGGAGCCUUCGGCAGCCUUCCUCACAACCAGGAGCUGGCACGGCCUGCCACCCUCUUCACAACCUCUGGUCCAGUCCAUCCAGGGAGUGGCUCAUCGUUUGGGCCUGCCAGCACUCCUCACGGCUCCUUCCUCAGCCCCAGCCCCCACAUCGAUCCCUUCGGCAGACCCCCAAGCUUUGCUUCCCUGGGAGCGCUCUCCAACGGAGCAUUUGGGGGCCUGGGCAACCCCUCUUUCAACCCAGCCUCUGUCUUUGGGCAGAAGGACAGCCCCGGAGCUCCGUCUUAUCCCAGCCCGCACGACACAUGGAACCGCUUGCACCGCACCCCACCUUCCUUCCCCACUGCCCCACCCUGGCCCAAAGGUGGCGCUGGAGACGGGCCUGAGCGUGGGGGCAGCCAGCACGACAAGGAGAGUGAGAAGCCAGAAGGGCCAGUGAUCAAGGAUGAAAAGGACAGAGAUGCCCUCUUCUCCCGCCAUCCACUGCGUGCCUCCCCAGCAACACCCACUCCAAAGAACACUGUGCUGGGCCACGAGGAGCCGCCAGGCCGUCCUCACGCGGCGGCAGAGCGGGAGCACCGCUACGGAAGCCCAGCGAGCUCAAGCCAUGCCUCCCGCUCGCCGUACCCGGAGCCGCCUCUGAAGAAGGAAGUGAAGGUGAAGGAAGAGCCGGAGCUGACGGGAUUCGAGGGAGCGCUCCGUGCAGGUGCUCCUUUCCACAGCACCCUGCAUGUCUCCCACCCUCUGGGGACACUGGCUGUGUUUGAGCGCCCCCAGGCUGGGACUGGUGGAAGUGUGUCCCCAUAUUUGGUAGCUGGCCCGCCUUCAGCUGCCUCCUAUGCCGCCCUCGAAGCCUGGCGCGAACCCUACCACCGGGGCCUGGAGUUGCACCCGCUACAACGCCUGCCCCGCUUUCUGGAGACCCCGUCACCUGCCGCCAACGCUGCUGAAGACUGGCUGGGCGAACGGGCUCUCGAUCUGCACGGCCCGCCCCUCCGGCACCCCAGCCUCAUGGCUUAUCCUCGACUCAGAGCUGGGUUGCUGGCGUGUGCCGCCUGGUCAGCCGCAGCCGUGGGACUACUGAGUGCCCCUCCGCCUCUCAUCCCAGCUUCCAAUGCCCGGCCCUGUUCCCCUAGGCGUGCCCCUGACAUCCGGGAACUGGCAGCUGCCUACAAGGACAGGGACUCCAGAUAAUGGUGCUACAGAGGGGCCCUGGAACAUGAGUACCUGCGCCAAGCAGCUUCCCUUGUCUCCAGCAUGGGCCCUGGCCAGAUAUGUAGACCCCUUUCUGCGUUAGCGGGGGAUAGACAUACAGUCUCCUACCACCUUAGCCUGGGAGGCAAGCUGCUGCCACUACCCCAGAAGGACUUCUCUCCCUUCAGCUAUGAGCACGGGGAACCCCUCCUAGCCCAGACGAAAGACUUUAGACAAGUGCUCUCAUGGAAGGAUUGGGAAUGGCGGAGGAGCUGGGCAGGAUCUAGGCUGGGGGUCCCGUCGCCUUCCUUUCUGGAUCCCUUUCAGAGCUCCCGUUGCCCACCCACGGGGAUUGUCAAAGAUUUGGUGUAUGCUUCCAGCGUUCCUGCUGGGCUGAAGUCGACUUUGGGGUGCGUUCUCCCUCCCUCCGCGGACUGAGGGGAAUGCUGCUUUCCGGGGAAGGAGGGCUGUGUCUUGGGGCACCUCCCCCACCAGGCCGUGUAAAUAUUUAUAUAUUCUGCCCCAGGCAGGUGGGCAAAGGUUUUUGUACAUUUAUAGAAGGUUUGAGAUUGUGAUUUUAAAAGUGGCUUCUCCCUCUACUCCUCCCCUCUGGCUCCCCUUGUUUUUACUGUACUGCUCUUUUCUAUACCUGUAUCGGAUCCCUCCUCCUCUCUUCGCCUCUUCCCCCUGUCCUCCUGUAAUGGAUCAGAAAGGUGCAGCCAGGAGGGUGCCAUGCAUCUGUCCCCUGUCCUUUCCUCCCCAGGUUGGUAAUUAAACCCCAAACUGGUGCUUCUGGAA